AUGCACUUCACUCCGAUCCUCCUCGUUACCCUGCUCGGCCUCGCAGCCGCCGCCCCUACCGCCCCCAACUUUCCCAUCGAUCUCGAAGCACGCGACGACUGCAAAUACCGCAUUCCCUGUCACCGCAACUGCCAGGAUAUAGCAAGGGCCCUCGACUACUGCCACUGCUUAACUUGGUGCGGGGGAGGACACGAAGAGCAGGAUAAGCAGCGCCGAUAUGACGUGUGCUGCGCGACAAAUCCUUCCUAG
This is a messenger RNA of Cucurbitaria berberidis CBS 394.84, 249 nucleotides long. RefSeq lists its product as uncharacterized. The transcript has 2 exons. Lineage: Eukaryota; Fungi; Ascomycota; Dothideomycetes; Pleosporales; Cucurbitariaceae. Bases 1 to 249 code for a protein of 82 amino acids. The record is from RefSeq and is a predicted model, not a curated record.